Drosophila grimshawi is the source of this 665-nucleotide messenger RNA. It is a transcript of the gene Cib2, whose product is annotated as calcium and integrin-binding family member 2. Gene Ontology annotation, molecular function: calcium ion binding. Lineage: Eukaryota; Metazoa; Arthropoda; Insecta; Diptera; Drosophilidae. The record is from RefSeq and is a predicted model, not a curated record. The transcript has 5 exons. Bases 4 to 573 code for a protein of 189 amino acids.
GCGAUGGGCAACAAAGUUGUAACAUUCACCGAACAUCAACUGGAUGACUAUCAGGAUUGCACGUUUUUCACACGCAAGGAAAUUCUACGGGUGCACAAACGAUUUCGGGAGCUGCGUCCGGAUUUGGUGCCACGCCAAAUGACCGAGGGUCAGGCAUCAAGUGUCAAGGUUCCACGCGAGUGCAUUGAGAAGAUGCCCGAGUUGCGUGAGAAUCCCUUUCGGCGACGUAUCUGCGAGGCAUUCUCACGCGAUGGCCUGGGCAAUUUAUCCUUUGAGGACUUCUUGGAUGCCCUAUCCGUGUUUAGCGAGCAGGCACCCAGAGACAUUAAAGUUUUCUAUGCUUUCAAGAUUUAUGAUUUCGAUCAGGACGGCUUCAUUGGGCACGCUGACCUGAUGUCCUGCCUGACGACAAUGACCAAAAACGAGCUGAGUCCGGAGGAGCACCAACAGAUUGCUGACAAGGUAAUCGAGGAAGCCGACGUCGACGGCGAUGGCAAACUAUCAAUUCUGGAGUUCGAGCAUGUCAUACUGCGUGCCCCCGACUUUCUAUCCACUUUUCACAUUCGCAUAUAGAUCCAUCCACAUACAUCUUUUUAUCUCUCUACAUAUGUAUAUAAAUUUGUGUUGUUUUAUUAUUGAAUUUCCGUUACACUCGGCUGCUGUUG